Messenger RNA from Morchella importuna, 1053 nucleotides. RefSeq lists its product as uncharacterized. Lineage: Eukaryota; Fungi; Ascomycota; Pezizomycetes; Pezizales; Morchellaceae. The transcript has 5 exons. Gene Ontology annotation, molecular function: L-serine ammonia-lyase activity; pyridoxal phosphate binding; threonine deaminase activity. Bases 1 to 1053 code for a protein of 350 amino acids. The record is from RefSeq and is a predicted model, not a curated record. Gene Ontology annotation, biological process: L-serine catabolic process; L-threonine catabolic process.
AUGGUCACUUCAGACUCAAACCCUUCUACCCAACUGCGGCACAAGAAUCUACCGUGGAUACGAACACCUUUAUUAGAAAGUAAUGCUCUCUCCAAGGCAGCAGGAUGCAGAGUGUUUAUGAAGAUGGAUAUGUUCCAACCGUCCGGAUCGUUUAAAUCCCGUGGAGUGGGAAACCUGUGUCUUAAAGCUGUUCAGUCUAGGCCAGGGCCAAUAAGAUUCUACAGUUCAAGUGGUGGGAACGCAGGGCUCGCUGCUGUGACAGCUGCUAGAAUGCUGGGUCAUGAAGCGACCGUGGUGGUUCCCGAAACCACCACUGAGCUCAUGAAAGCCAAAAUUCGCGUCGCAGGUGGCGAAGUCAUCUCUCAUGGCGCUAGUUGGAAGGAGGCGGACGAUUACAUUCAAGGUCUCCUAGAAAUGGACGAUCAAGGUGUCUAUUGCGCUCCUUUUGACCAUCCAGAUAUUUGGGAAGGAAAUGCCACCCUAAUUGAUGAGAUUAUUGAUGAUCUUGGAGGGUCUCCGGACGCAAUAAUUGCAUCUGUUGGUGGUGGUGGGUUGUUCUGUGGCAUCCAGUUAGGACUUAUGGGCCAUGGAUCCCCCGAUGUACCAAUUCUAGCUGUCGAGACGGAAGGUGCAGCUUCUCUUAAUGCAGCUUUACAGGCCGGUUAUCAUGUAACCCUACCCGCAGUGACCUCCAUAGCAACUUCUCUAGGUGCUCGAAGGGUUGCUGCAAAGACAUAUGAACUUGGACAGAGGCCCAAUGUUAAGUCGGUGGUGUUGAGCGAUGCCCAAGCCGCGAUGGGCUGCUGUAGGUUGAUGGAUGACGAGAGGGUAGCAGUGGAAGCUGCAUGUGGGGUUUCCGCGGCUGCUAUCUAUUACGGCCUUCUUGGGAAAGUUGUUCCCAACCUUCAACCAGAUAGCAAGGUUGUUCUCGUUGUCUGCGGCGGUAGUAAUAUUUCCGUAGAUAUGCUUGCCGCAUAUCGUGAAAUGUAUGGAUCGAAGGCAAUUAUAGGGGAAGUCAAUAGUAGAGACGUCCCUAGCUCUCAUACUUCUUAG